Messenger RNA from Suillus plorans, 654 nucleotides. RefSeq lists its product as uncharacterized. The record is from RefSeq and is a predicted model, not a curated record. The transcript is spliced from 5 exons. The coding region runs from base 1 to 654 and encodes 217 amino acids. Lineage: Eukaryota; Fungi; Basidiomycota; Agaricomycetes; Boletales; Suillaceae.
AUGGCUUUCGACUGUGUCGGCCCAAGGAGGCGACGUAGUGUGAAUUCACACCUCCACCGGCGGCCGCUGGGGAGACGCUCAGAGCCAGUCACCUUGCAAAAUGCUACGGUAGCACAAGUAACAAUCUAUCACGAUGGAGAGUGCCGCUACAUACCAUUACUCCGCGACGUUGUUGGGCGACCUAAUAGUAAUACUUCAGACCGCAUCACUGCCAAAGUAGACACCAGCCUUUACGGUUUGUCUUCCGAAGAAGCUGCGUUCUUUAAAGCGCAAAUUGGUAUCGAUGAUGACGAAGACUUGAAGAGGCAUAUCCUGGAGGUUACUAGGCGAAAGCAUACAAUCCUCAACAUUUCGAGUUACCCUGUGUACGAACACAUACUAAAGCUUGGUGGUGAGCGCCCGGAUGCCGUGUUACUCGACCUUGGCUAUUGUUUCGGUGUUGAUGCCAGAAAGGCUGCGGCGGAUGGUUUUCCUGCGGAAAAUGUCAUUGCUUCGAAUAUCAUCAACGAAUUCCUCGAGCUUGGCCACGAACUUUUCAGAACGACAUCAAAUUCGUAUCCGGGGUGCUUCUUUCCCGGAGAUGUUUUCGAUCCAGAAAUUCUUUCCAUAGCGGCGCAGCCGAACAACCCCCAACUAUCGAUUUGUCCUCAUUGA